Messenger RNA from Cyprinus carpio (common carp), 4103 nucleotides. Its product is annotated as CMP-N-acetylneuraminate-beta-galactosamide-alpha-2,3-sialyltransferase 2. Gene Ontology annotation, molecular function: beta-galactoside (CMP) alpha-2,3-sialyltransferase activity. The record is from RefSeq and is a predicted model, not a curated record. NCBI's taxonomy places the organism in Eukaryota, Metazoa, Chordata, Actinopteri, Cypriniformes, Cyprinidae.
CACACACACACACACACAAGGACUACACGCAGCAUUUUGAGAAUUACAUUGUUGCACAUUAUCCAAGGGCUUAGAGACGAUAGAAUAACGGACAGGAGGACAAAAUCCUGGUGCACAUCUGCAUCAACAUACUACGUGGACGCUGGAAACGACCACCGACAGAGAACUGAUGUGAAUAAUCAUAUGGAAGCUGAAUGCUGUUCAUUUAGUGCAACAUCCACAACAGUCUGCAGAAAUUUACAUUCCAGAGAGGAGGUGAAGUGGGUGUCUUUAUAUUCCAAAACUGCCCCGGCUUUAAGAAUGCAUCAUGAUGAAGUGUUAUGUGUCCUAAGAGGCACUGCAAGUUUGGAAGGUUGUCUGAAUCAAGAAGAGCAGCUGUAGGCACCCACAGCUGGAUUUCACUACCAUCCUGAUGCACUGCACCCUCUCGGACUGACGGGUUUUCUCUGGCAGCAAAUUGGCAGAGAGAAAGAGAACUCACACAGGUGGACCAGCAGCAUCCCAGAGAUUAUAGAUUUGGAGAUUACAUGACAACAGCAGAUCAGGGUACAUUGCCUUGUUGAAAUCCGAGUUCUCCACCUCACCAAUUCCAUUAAGAGCUGUUUUUGUGAAAUUGGCAAGCGAGUCCUGCGAUGCAACACAUUUGCAAGCACUCGGCCGAUCACAUACUCCACUAGCUGUUAGACAGAUGCAGUGUUAGAAGAAAAUCAGAUGAAUCUUCAAGCUACUUUCAUUGAAGACACCGUAAAGACCAAGGGACUAGCAUGGUGGGAUGUCUUUGCAUUUAAAGUAACUCACAAGGUACACAACUACUGCUGAAUGAAUGAGAUGGAAAGCGUUUUGAGAGUGUUGUAGAAUGUUAGGCUAUUCAAGAUGUUUGCAAAAGGGCUUCAUUACAAGUCUGUGAGAAAACUCCACCCUUUUCCACCUCUGGCUGCAAAGUUUGACACGGUGGCUUGCUAGACGGAGCGUACUGACGUGGACAAACCGGAUUACAGUGACAAAUUUGGACUCGUAGAGGACCAUAAUGGAACAGACACAGAUGACAGCCUAGCUUGUCUGGCACUGGGAUGUCAUAACCACAGAGUGGGAUAUUCCUCCAACUGUCACUGCAGGGAGAAUAGAGCCGAUCACACACACGCCUACAAGCAGACUGAUUUUUAGAGGCAAAAGACUGGUGUAUGUGUGAACUGUGGCAGUAUAGACAGUUCAAAAGUGUGAAAGAGAGAGCUGGAGGAGAUCACAUAGUGUAAGGGGAAGAGAGCGAAAAUAAAGAGCGCUAAAAAGGCUCCACAGCAGUGGUGACACAUUAAAAAAGAAGACUGACAGACUGGAGAUCGGCAGUGGCAGUUCACAGGUGUACAAUUUUGUGAGAUUCACACACUUUUGGGUUUAAAACCUGUCGCUCAGUACGCCGAGUAGUACUGAGUUCAGUUUGGGCACGGUGGCAGGGGCCGGUUCAUGGCAGUGGGGCGGGCGCAUGCCGCCUGUGCCUCCGCAGCGAGAGGGACGCUUCGGCUUGGGAUGGGGUUGGGCCGCAUGGGCUCGGGCUCAGAGGACGGGCGAGCUGAGAGCCUGGGUGCCCGGCGGAGUCAGGCCUGCGGUAGCAGGAGAACGCGGGGGUAAACAAUGCUCCCUUCGCUUCUGCAUGGUCUUGGGAUCCCUCGCCCUCCUGUUCCUCACCUCACUCUUCUUCUCCUUCUCGCUGAGAGGAGGAGCCGGCUUGCCUUACUUGGAACCCCCACGAUGGGAAGAGUCACACAGAGUUAAGCUAGUGCCCAGCUAUGCCGGUUCCCACCAGGUCAUCCCGGCCGAGAGCUCUCAGCAGAAGACAUGUGCCUGCUCUCAGUGCGUGGGCGACCCAGGUGUUUCUGACUGGUUCGACGAGAACUAUGACCCGGACAUCUCACCUGUGUGGAUUCGGGACAACAUCCAGCUGCCUUCAGACGUGUACUACUGGUGGGUGAUGUUGCAGCCUCAAUUCAAACCCCACAACAUCCAGCAAGUUCUACAGAGGAUGUUCCAGGUCAUUCCAGACCAUUCCCCGUACGGUUCGUGGGACCCUGCCCGCUGUCUGCGCUGUGCCGUGGUGGGAAAUUCGGGCAACCUCCAGGGGGCAGGUUACGGUCCAGUGAUUGAUGGCCACGAAUUCAUCAUGAGGAUGAACCUGGCUCCCACUGUAGGGUACGAAGAGGAUGCCGGCAGCCGUACCACACACCACUUCAUGUACCCAGAGAGUGCCAAAAACCUGGCGGCCAAUGUUAGCUUUGUGUUGGUGCCCUUCAAGACUCUCGACUUGUUGUGGAUCACCAGUGCCCUCUCCACCGGACAGAUCCGCUUCACUUACGCUCCAGUGAAGCAGUUUCUGCGUGUGGAUAAAGACAAGGUUCAGAUCUUCAACCCAGCUUUCUUUAAAUACAUCCAUGACCGCUGGACACGUCAUCAUGGCCGCUAUCCCUCCACUGGCAUGCUUGUGCUGUUCUUCGCUCUACACGUAUGUGAUGAGGUGAAUGUAUUUGGCUUUGGGGCGGACAGCAGGGGAAACUGGCACCACUAUUGGGAGCAGAACCGCUAUUCUGGAGAGUUUCGUAAAACAGGUGUCCAUGAUGCAGACUAUGAGGCCCAGAUCAUUGACAAGCUGACCAAGGCUGGCAAGAUCUCAGUCUUUCCUGGAAAGUGAAUCUGUGCACCAGGUGCAAAGAAAUGGAUCAACUGAUGGACUACCAUAAACAAAACCAACCAUUAUCCACUUCACACACACAGUGUGCCUGUUAAACAUAACCAAGAAGUAAUUUUUCAUGGUCUUAUUACCAUUCUAUGCUGUCCUGAAUGGACAGGAUUCAGGGCAGCAUCCCCAUGGUGUGGUGGUUUUGAGAGGAGACACUAGUACUAAAUGUACUAAUGUGCUUUUCCUUGCAAGACUACCUCAACUAGGACAAGGAACGUGACUUGGCAAGGAACACUAAUAUCUCACCACUAAAUAGCAUGUUAGAUAUAUGUGCUGGGAAUGGAUUUGGCUUAUAUUAAUGGCUUUUGUUGACUAGUGUUGGGAACUCUUAUCUCAUGCCGAGGCCCCGUAGAUGAGUGAGACCAACAAUUACCAUACUGUAUCCUAGUACUCUAGUAGUUCUCUGUGAUUCAUUAAAGAGAUAGUUGACUCAAAAAAUUUAAAUUGUCAUAAUUUACUCACACUCAUCUCGUUCCAAACCUGUGUGAAUUACGUUCUUCUGCAAAGCACAAAAGAUAUUUUGAAGAAUGUUAGAACUGUUUAUGUCAGUGAGGUCAAUAGGUUCCAAAGUUGUCUUGCACCGUUGUCUUCACAGAAGGAAAAGUCAUACAGGUGUGGAAUUAAAUUAAAAGCUUGGACAUAGUGGCAGGUUGUUUCACUAGCGUUAUAGCGCAGCAGUUAGGCUCCUCACAUCACCAGGCGCACGUGGUUUGGAAGUUACAUUCCUGCUGUUAAACCAAGCUUUGUUUUGUCUUGAGAUAUUUUGUUUAGUUGUUCGUGUUUGAAAUGAUCAUGCUAACAGUUUGCAAUCACUGUGUGCUCACAGCAGUAUGAACAAUUUGGUCUUUUUGGUUUGUUAAUUUUUGCUAAUUAUGUUUGAGUACUUAUUGUUCCUCUGGUCUGAGGAGGGUGCACAGGGAUACUCGACAGCAGGAGCUGAAACCACUGACAGUCCUAAAUGAACACAUAUGAGCAAUAUAUUAAGUACAAACCAACACUAAUAAUGGUGUGGUGAUUGUUCUAGAGAUGCACUGUGAACAGUGGUAGAGCUUCAUUGUCGAUCUUCAGCAGCACACUACUCUUAAAUUUAACGUAAUAGUGUUAUAUAAUAGAAACGACAGAAAAAAGCAUUAGAUUGAGAGAAACGGAAUAUAAACGUUCAUUUAUGAAGCCUGAUGUAUUGCGAUACAAUUUAUAACUAGCUGACAGACAGAUCUUGAAGUUGUGGUGGAAUUCAUUGAUGAGCGUUUUCUUGAAGGCAUGUAGACACUGCUGCUGUUCAGUCAUUUACCAUUAAAGGGUUAGUUCACCCCAAAAUGAAAAUUAUGUCAUUAAUUACUCACCCUCAUGUCGUUCCAAACCCUUAAGACCUUCG